AUGGCACAAAAGAAAUAGGAUCUGGAGAACUUGAAAGAAUUAACUGAGGCUAGAUUAGAUAGAGCUUAGAAAUUAAUUAGUCUUACAGCAUCUGAAGCUGAGAGAUGGGCACGUACUGUGGAGGAAUUAGGAGUGGCCAUCAUCAAUUUAAUUGGUGAUGUCUUUUUGGCUGCAGCUUCCAUUUCAUACAAUGGACCUUUUACUGGGCCAUACAGAAAUGAAUUGAUUACUCGUUGGACUGAAAAGGUGAGAGAGGCAUAAAUUCCUGUAUCUGAGAAAUUCACACUGGUUGAGAUUGGAACAAUUCACAAAUUGCCAAGUGAUUCUGUAUCUUAAGAGAAUUCUAUUCUUGCCACUCAAGGUUACAGAUGGCCUUUGAUGAUUGAUCCACAAUAAUAAGCAAAUAAUUGGAUAAAGAGUUCAUUUUAAGAUCUUAAAUUGAAAGUAGUUAAAUUCUCGGAUCCAAAAUUUUAAUCUGACAUGAGAUUAUGUAUUACAAAUGGAUACCCUAUUUUAAUUUAAGAUAUUGAGGAGAAUUUGGAUCCUUCAAUUGAAACUAUAUUGUAGAAAUAAUACAAAGAAGCUGAUGGUCGUAUUCUGAUUAAGUUUGGUGAAGCAGAUAUAGAUUUUGAUAAGAAUUUCAAGAUGUUUAUAACAACAAAGAUUCCAAAUCCAAAAUAUUUACCUGAAGUAUUCAUUAAAGUUACAGUGAUUAAUUUCACAGUUACGUUUGAAGGUUUAGAAGAGUAAUUAUUGGCAGAUGUUGUGAGAUUAGAAAAGGAGGAGAUUGAAAUUCAAAAGGAUGAGAAUGUCAUGAAAUUAGCUUAAUAUCGAAAGAUGUUGAGUGAAUCUGAAUCAAUGAUCUUAAAACAAUUGGCUGAAGCAGAUCCAGAGAAGAUCUUAGAUAAUGUAGAUUUGAUUACCUCAUUGCAAUCUGCCAAGACCACAAGUGAAGAAAGCAAUAUCAAAAUUGAAGAAUCAGUCAUAUUAGAGAAAACUAUAGAGAGAGUGCGUAAUGAAUAUAGAUCAGUAGCAGUAAGAGGUUCAGUAUUGUAUUUCGUAAUCAAAGAUCUAAAUCUUAUUGAUCCUAUGUAUCAAUACUCGUUAUAAUACGUUUAAGUGAUGUUCAAUUUAGCUAUGAGAUAAGCAUAGUCAGCUGAAGAAUUAUAAUAAAGGUUAACUAAUUUGAUUGAUAGCAUAACAAGAGUAAUCUUCACUAACGUAUGCAGAGGAUUGUUUGAGUAGCAUAAGCUAAUUUAUUCAUUUUUGAUUGCAGCAUAAAUUAACAGAAAGGCCAAUAAAAUAUCAGAUGGUCUUUGGAGCUCAUUUUUGAGAGGAGCAGGAGUAAUUGAAAAGUCAAAAUUGCCAGUUAAUCCAGACAAAGUAUUAAUUGGAGAAUCAUCUUGGGAAUUAGCUGCAUUUUUAGACCUUAAUUUCGAAGUCUUUAAAGGUUUAUGCUAACACAUAUAGAAGAAUAUGGCUGCAUGGAAAACAUACAUAUAAGCAUCAGAUCCUUUGGUUGUGAAAUUAGAAGAACCUUAUCAAAGCAAAUUGGAUGAAUUUGAAAAAAUGAUGAUUAUUAAGAUUUUUAGAAGCGAAAAAAUAUUGUUUGCACUCUCAAGUUAUGUUGAAUAAAACAUUGGUAGAUUUUAUUUGGAAUCUCCAAACACAACAAUGGAAACAUUAUAUAAUGACUCUGAUGAUUACAACUCCUAUUAUAUUUGUACUAUCAUAAGGAGCAGACCCAACAUCUCAGAUAUUAAAAUUCGCAAAGGAAAGAAACUUUGA
Paramecium tetraurelia is the source of this 1788-nucleotide messenger RNA. RefSeq lists its product as uncharacterized. Gene Ontology annotation, cellular component: dynein complex. The record is from RefSeq and is a predicted model, not a curated record. Gene Ontology annotation, biological process: microtubule-based movement. Gene Ontology annotation, molecular function: dynein intermediate chain binding; minus-end-directed microtubule motor activity; dynein light intermediate chain binding. NCBI's taxonomy places the organism in Eukaryota, Ciliophora, Oligohymenophorea, Peniculida, Parameciidae. The transcript has 2 exons.